Molecule: messenger RNA, 3863 nt
Organism: Anopheles gambiae (African malaria mosquito)
Lineage: Eukaryota; Metazoa; Arthropoda; Insecta; Diptera; Culicidae
Product: bicaudal D-related protein homolog
Exons: 5
Coding region: 1060-2739 (559 amino acids)
Source: RefSeq, a predicted model, not a curated record
GAUUUUCUCCGUUCUCAGUAUCAGAGUAGACUUUGGCCGAAGCACGUUGGAAGCCUCGUCGAGAGGUGUUUCGGUACUGUUGUUAUUGCUGUUGCCAGCGGUGUGGUGUGCGCGCGUGUGUGGUUAGUCAUACCGGAGGGGUAGUUUUGUUCGCUGCUGGUUUCUUCACCCCCCGUUUGCAGCGGCGCAAGUUUGCGCAGCAGUUCCGUGCGAGUGUUGUGUCGGGCGUUGUGUACCGCCCGUUACCAAGGAGCCGUGUGCCUAACUGACUGUGUGUGUGUGUCUGUGUGUGCCUGUGUGUGUGCCUGUGUAUAGAAUAUACGAGGGCAUCUCGUGUUUUGUGCCCCCUGCCGUCGAGAUACAGCCGCCCGUCGUAGAAAACGGAACAUUUAAGCUGUGGUGUGCAAACGCGAUCGCGUCCCUUGUUUGCUGCUGGUGGGCACAGUUUCGGCACCAUUCCUUGAGCCUGCCGUCGUGUUUGAUGCGAGUGAACCGUUAUGACGCAUGGAUUCGAUGAUGCGAAGUGUGCAACCGAGUGCAGUGCAGUGCCCGGUGGCCUCGCAGCGCCAGAUGUAACAUAACCGAGUACCGGCGGUACGCAAAGAGACGAACGGUGCCCGCAAGAAGAGAAGAGUGUAAAAAGUUGUGCAGAAUCAGUGUUGUGUACUAGAAGAUGCUUCCUGCUGUCCCCAAACGGCACGCUAACCCAAUCGUUCAUCGAUCAUCUAAGGAUUAUAAUAGGCAAAUCGUGCGCACAGCUAACCCGUCGUCGUUGUCGUCGUCUUCGUCGUCUGUGUCCAUAAGCUAAAACUUGUACUAUUCCUCAUCGCCUAAAACCUACUACGCGCUACCUAAACUACUACCACCACUACUACUAAGCUCCUUCUCUCUAACCAUCAUUCUAUCGCUUUGUACGUUGCUGACCAACUUUCUGAACCUAAGCUAAAACAGAGAGAGAAAGGGAGGGAGUUAGAGACAUUGUGACUCACUCUCGCCGACUCCUCCCAAGAGUGGCCUCUAAUCGUAAGCUCACACCCAUCGUCAAUUUCAUAUCCGCACAUGGAUGCGCACAGCAAAUUGAAGCCCACCCUCGAGGACUACAUCCUAGAGAUGGAAACCAGGCCACCCGACAGCGGCCAGGUCAUGGAAAAGGACGUGUGGGCGCAGCUGCACCAAAAGGAGGCCGAUCUGCUGCUGGCCGCCGAGCUCGGUAAGGCACUGCUCGAGAAGAACGAGGAGCUGAAGAAGAACCAGGAAAAGCUGAUCGAUGACUACUCGGCAAAGGUUGAGAACUUGGAGCAGGAAAAGUACAUCCUAAAGCGACAGCUGGAAAUUAGCUCGAGCGAAAAUGAGGCAAUCAUACUGGAGCUGCAGGGCGACAUCAAGCAGUUCCGGCAGAAGCUGGAAGCGCAGGAGCAGAUCAUGCGCCAGAUGGAGCGCGAGAAGAACAUGCUGAUCGAGGAGCUGACGGCGCAGAACACGAGGCUCUCGAACGAGCUGCAGAAGUCGAACGCGACCGAGCAGCAGCUGACGGCCCAGCUGCAGGAGAUCAAGGAGCAGUGCAAUCGCCGAACGCUCAGCAUACAGGACCACGUCAGCAGUCUGGAGAGCUUGAAGAACGAGCUGCGCCUGAUACUGGAGAAGAAGAACGAGCUGGAGAACCGGCUCCACAUGACGGUGAACGAGCGGGAGAACCUGUCGAUCGCGCUCAAUGAAGCGUCCGAGCGGAUACACAUCCUGGAGCGCAGCACGAAGGAGCAGGACACCAAGUACCAGAUGACGGUGCAGACGCUCGACCGGUUGGAGCGCGAGAAUGGAACGCUGAGCGAGCGGUUGGAGUCGUUCGAUUCGCAGCGAUCGCUGCACGGCGAGCUGCAGCAUCACUCCUCGCUGCUGCAGGAGAUGAACGGCGAGGAGGAGUGUGCGGGAUCGAAGGACGAAGCGAGUCAUCUCGUCCUGAAGGAGGCUCAGUCGGUGUACAAACAGCUAAAGACACUAUGCCAAACACUGCGCAGCACGCAUCACGAUGACGAUUCAGGUCUCCAUUCGGACAUGUCCUUCUCGUCGCUGGACAACACGAUGGCGCCCGUAUCGAUGGCGGCCCCGAACUCGGUGACGGAAGCGACCAGCGCCAGCAUGACCGUGAACGAUAAGUUUAGCCGCGGCAUGCUGUCCGCCGUCGCCGACGAGCUCGUGCACACCAUCAUGAACCUGGACGCGAUGCAGUUCAAGACGAUGUUCGAGCAGACGCGAUCGAUGCUGAUCGAGCAGGAGGAGGAGCUGAAGAAGAAGAACGACGUCAUUAUGCAGCUGGAAAGCAAGCUGUCGGUGCGGGAAGUGGAACUGCAGAGUACGAUCGAGGAGCGCAACCAGGCCCGGGAAGAUGCGUCCCAUUCGAGCCUGGCCCAGGACGAGACGGUCGUGCAGGCCCGCAAGGACCGUGACGCUGCUAUCGAGCGACGUACAAAGGCGGAGGUGGAGCUGGCCAAGAACCGGGUGGAGCUGAUGCAGGCCAACAGUCAGCUGCUGGAGGCGAUCCAGCAGAAGGUCGAGCUGCUGCAGCAGCUCGAACAGUGGCAGAUCGACAUGCACGAGCUGAUCGAGGAGCAGAUGAAGAACAAGCUGAUCGAGUCCAGUACAAAGCCGCAGCAACAUCAGCAGCAGUCGCAGCAGUCGUCCGGCGCCUCGACGACCGGCAGCCGCAAGAGCCGGCUCCUCGAUCUGUUCUACCACCGAUGAAACGUGAGCGGUCGGCUGACGUAAGGGCACAGUAGAUCGGGAAAGCAUCCAAGCGAAUGUUAAGGUUCACUGAUGCAUUUAACUUAUGAUGGUAAAGCACGACUAGCUUUGGACGCGUAUCCGAUCGUACCUCGAUUAGAAACCACCUGCAGCCAAACUGAGGAGACGGCGGAAGAGGCGAUCCUCUCUUCCCUUCCCCCUCAAGAAGUUUGGAAUAAGUACGGUGCUUUCCAUAACUGCCUCGCCAAUACAACCUCUCGCCUUCGACCCACCUGGAUCGAUGGGGUACGCGCGUGUCUUGUGGCGGUUUUGUUGAUGUUUCUUGUUUGGAAUGUUUUUGCCACGUGGGCGAAUGGGUGUGUUAGCUCACGUAAUAUCUAGCUGGAUGGAGACACGGAGUCGAGUCAAAGGUGUACGUGAAUGAGCGCAGCCAGCAAGAAACACGGCUGGGCGACAGUUUAGAGUAAUUUUAAUUUUAUUCAUUUGACGUAGGCAAAGCGGUAUUCUUAAUUUACCCCUGAUUAACACCUUUAUGUGUCGCUAACCAAAUCUUAUCGUUAACGUAUCAUAUCGCGAAAAAGGGAGGAGCAGGCCCAAGAGAUUCUAGUGCCCCGGGACGGUGUGUAGCGCGUCGGGUUUGGUUUUCAAUUGCAAGGAAGUAGUACGCUGCGCAAAUGUGAUAGGAAUUGGAAAAUGCAGACAAACCGGUGCACGCGAAUUGGUAAAAGCAAAAACAAACACACACAAGUUGAAAUCCACGGCAAAUAAAUAAAAAAAAACACACACAAACGGUGGCCUUUUCGUUCGAACGCAAGUGAUAUACACGCGAGAGCUGCUUUACUACGCGAUAGAUAACAAGUGAGAGUUACUAACGUGGCGCAUACUAUGUACACUAAGUAGAAAGAUUCAGAGUGAUUCGGGAUAGCGUUGGCGUUCCACUGUAGCAACUGGGAAUGGAAUGGAAAGUAGUAUAAUAUAACUUUUUCUACGAGCGUUGAAAGCUGUCGCUAGAACUGGAGUCGGUGGCAAUGCAGCGGAGGCGCAGCAGGACAAUGAAUAAUAUUUUGUAUAUACUCUUAUUGCAGCUAAAUGUGAAGAAUAAUUUAACAAUUUUUAAAAUGAGA